Messenger RNA from Protopolystoma xenopodis, 435 nucleotides. NCBI's taxonomy places the organism in Eukaryota, Metazoa, Platyhelminthes, Monogenea, Polystomatidea, Polystomatidae. The record is from the annotation of a GenBank genome assembly.
AUGUCUGUCUUCCAAGGGCUCCUACCAAAUCAUUUCAAGAAGCCGCUUCUUGAUGCCGGACCUCUUCACUCCCAAGGUCCCAACGCAGCACUAGUUGUUUUUGGCUCGCCACCAGCCCAAAUCCUCUGUUCUCACGCCGGGUCAGCGUUGGCUAGUGAUGGCAUUCGCUUAGAAACUAAAAGAGAGUCUUUUGGCUCCUCACCUUGUCCCGGUCAGCUGACCUUGAUUCACAGAACCGAGGCCAAAGUGACAAGGGAGGGUAACCAAGGCAGAAAAUGUACACACCGAGUUGUCUGGAUGGAGCAUGCUCGGAUUGGUCUCAUCGAAGUAGACUUCUGUGUUGCCAGGCUGCAGGGAGUGCGCGAAAGCCAUGGCCGACACACAGAACUUCAUCGCCAUGGCAGCAAAUUCUGUGUGCUAGCUGGAUUGAUCUAG